UCUGUUCAGUAAAGUUUUUUACACCAUCAGGGGUGCUCUCAUUUUCUGCUCAAAAUCACCAAAUAGUCAUAACGAUGGAGGACAAUUAUACAACGGUGGUUUUCAGAAACAAAGAUGUUCCUUCAAAGGUGGAAAAUGAGGAACAAACAUUGUAUUCUGAAGUCAAAAUUGCACCAGUGGAAAAAGAGGAACAAACCUAUGCUGAGGUGAAUAAAACUCAUUCUCCAGCAUCUGUGGAAAAAGAGGAACAAAUAUGCACUGAAAUGCAUGAAGUUAAAGCACCCGCCAAAGAGGAAGGUAGUCCUGUACCAGAUAAAAAAGAGGAACAAACAUUACACUCUCAAACUGAAAAGCCUUCUGAUGAGGAAAGGACUCCUGAACCACGGUCUGAGUCAGCUCCAAACUUUCAUGACUUUCAGUACUUCAAUGUUCUGGCUGCAUUUGCUGCCACAUUUUCCGUUAUUCUGCUGGUGAUUGUCGCUGUCCUCAUCUACUUUGUGGUGACGAUGAGCAGUGAGAGGGUGAAGCUGGGCGGCCUCUCUGUGGAAAACCAACGUCUGAUCGCAGAGAAGAGAAUCCUGGAGAAUAAGACAGAGGAGAUGAUCAGACAGAGGGACAGUCUCAACUGGACAUUGGGAGUCAUGAUGAAGUUCACCACCUUCCCCAUGGAAAAAUUCUGUCCACAAAAAAAAUGUCAGCCAUGUCAGACAGGAUGGAUUCAGUUCCAGGAAAAGUGCUACUACUUUUACUCAGAAUCUUCUUGGAAGACUUGGAAUGACAGUCGUGAAUAUUGCAAGCAGGAAAAUUCAGAUCUCAUUGUUACUGAAACUGUAGAAGAGCAGGAAUUCGUUAGUGAGAACAUAAAAUACUACUACAGUAACUUCCAUGGAUUCUGGCUUGGACUGCGACAAGAUUCUGACAAAAACUGGCUGUGGGUUGAUGGACGUAACGACACUCUAGGGUUCUGGAUACAAGAGCCUUUUGGCCCUGUCGGUUCAUAUGCACUAAUGAUUCCUGGGAGGCCUACAAAUGCCAGCUGGGACAAAGCAGAGGGCGAAAUGUGGAACAAAUUCAUCUGUGAGCAAGAAAUCCUGCUUAAGUCCUUCUAGUUUGCUUUUCUACCUUAUUCCUGCUUUAACCCACAAAGACCCAAAUAUUCACCAUCGACCUAAACCAUCUACUGAUCGAAACUGUUUAAUAUCUGGUGAUCCAUUAAUCCUAUCAAUGCAUGUUAA
This is a messenger RNA of Sphaeramia orbicularis (orbiculate cardinalfish), 1235 nucleotides long. RefSeq names its product C-type lectin domain family 9 member A-like. The record is from RefSeq and is a predicted model, not a curated record. The coding region runs from base 75 to 1109 and encodes 344 amino acids. The transcript has 10 exons. Lineage: Eukaryota; Metazoa; Chordata; Actinopteri; Kurtiformes; Apogonidae.